This is a messenger RNA of Myxocyprinus asiaticus (Chinese sucker), 6010 nucleotides long. RefSeq names its product inactive phospholipid phosphatase 7-like. Bases 265 to 1104 code for a protein of 279 amino acids. Gene Ontology annotation, molecular function: sphingosine-1-phosphate phosphatase activity. The transcript has 3 exons. Gene Ontology annotation, cellular component: nuclear envelope. Lineage: Eukaryota; Metazoa; Chordata; Actinopteri; Cypriniformes; Catostomidae. The record is from RefSeq and is a predicted model, not a curated record.
UGAUGGGUGCUAAUGUAUAGGUUAGAAAUACAACGUGUUCUGCAAACACACAUGUUUGACUGUAUUUCUGUGUGUGUGUGUUCGUGUUGUAUUGAAGUGAAUCCGAUGUCCGUCUACAGACUGAAACGGGUCCUGAUACACCAGUGUUUCCUCCUGCAGCUGUGAUUCUGAGGUAACGGACCACAGACCUCCUUUGAGAGUACACGUGACUGCUGUGUGUAUCAUCAACAACUACAUCUAUAGUCUGAACAACAAACCCACAGGAUGCCUUUAAACCCGAUCCGGUGCAGAGUAAAGGAGCGCAGCAGCUGUGUUCUGGGUCGACCCGAGUUCUUAUCGCUGAACCAGCCACCGCGACACAGCAGAACAUCGAGAAGAACCAGCCAGCAGAACCAGCCGUGUGAGAACCCAGCAGAACCCCCCGAGAACAUGAAGGAACGUAAAGAAGCGGCCAGGCUGCCGGAUGAAGACUGCAUGCAGCUCAACCCGUCCUUCAGAGGAAUCGCCAUCAACUCUCUGCUGGCCAUCGACAUCUGUCUGUCCAAGCGUCUGGGUGUGUGUGUUCACACAUCGUCCUCGUGGGGCAGCGUGCGCUCGGUGGUCACUUUGCUGGCGCUGACGGGUCACGGCAUCACAUGGAUCUGUGGCACUCUACUGUGUCUCAUGCAGAGUAACACGCUGGCCGGACAAGAGGUUCUGAUCAAUCUAUUGAUCGCUCUGAUUCUUGAUGUCGUGACUGUAGCAGGAGUACAGAAACUGGUCAGACGCAAAGGACCCUGGGAUCUCAGUCCUGGUUUUCUGGACUGUGUGGCUCUGGACACGUUUUCGUUCCCAGCAGCUCACGCGAGCAGAGCGGCGAUGGUCUCCAAGUUUCUCCUGUCUCAUCUGGUGCUGGCCGUCCCGCUGCGAGUUCUUCUGGUGCUAUGGGCGUUCCUGGUGGGCCUGUCUCGGGUUCUGCUGGGUCAGCACCACCUGACGGACAUGGCGUGUGGAUUUGCUCUGGGUCUCCUGCAUUUCAGUCUCAUGGAGUCGGUGUGGCUGUCGUCCAGCGCCUGUCAAACCAUCAUGUCCAUGGGAACCUUCAGCUGGAGCUCCACCCACUAGAGCUUCACCUCAUACAGAAGAGCAUAUAGCAGGCUUCAAACGUCUGAGACCAUCAUUAAAAGUGCUUCUAUUUUUUGCGUUAACAGUUAGUUCUGCUCCUCUAAUCUGAUUAGACAAGCAGUGUUCCAAGAGUGCUGAUAGCACUGGGACGCAUCACUGUUUGAAUCACUCCGAUUGCCUGUGGUGUUCCUGAACAGAGUAAAUGACAUCAGGGAGCAGUGGAUGUGGAAUGGGUGAAAGUCGAAGCAUCAGUGCAUAAAAACUGAUUGAUUUUUAUGACUUUUGGUUCUGUAAAUGGUUCUCAAUUGCGCAUUCUUCUGACGAUGUAAACGUAGCACGUACUAAAAUACUCUGACAGUGUUUCCGACGCUUCUGUUCGUGACACUGCAACACCGCUAGUGAAUCAACAGCAUGAAACAUACUGCGUAACUCAACGAAUGACUCUUAUGAGUCGGUUCUUUUUAUUGAACGAAAAUCUUGCAACUGCAAGAAUUGUUACUUUUUUUUUUUCUCCCCUUUUCUCAGCAAUUUGGAAUGCCCAAUUCCCACUUCUUAUUAGGUCCUCAUGGUGGCGCGGUUACUCACCUCAAUCCGGGUGGCAGAGGAUAAGUCUCAGUUGCCUCCGCUUCUGAGACCGUCAAUCUGUGCAUCUUAUCAAGUGACUCGUUGUGCAUGACACCAAGGAGACUCACAGCAUGUGGAGACUCAUGCUACACUCCACGAUCCACGCACAACUUACCACACGCCCCAUUGAGAGCGAGAACCACUAAUCGUGACCACAAGGAGGUUACCCCAUUUGACUCUACCUUCCCUAGAAGCCAAUUUGGUUGCUUAGGAGACCUGACUGGAGUCACUCAGCACACCCUGGAUUCGAACUCGCAUCUCCAGGGGUGGAGAAUUGUUACUGUGUUAUGUAAACUUCAACAACUAGAGUGAUUUCUGACAGUGUGUUGUUAAAGAUACACGCAACAUAGUCUCAUGAGAUUUUGUCACAAUACUACGAUACACUUCAUUCAUACAAAAACGUAUGACUUCACAUCAAUCAAUCACAUAUGCUUCACGUACACUUGUUCAGAUCCCGGAAGUGCUGCUUUCUUACGUAUUACACAUCAGGGCUUUUAACAUUAAUAUCAUGGUUAUGAUUACGCUCUGGGUAGGGUAAGGCGUUACAACCCCAAUUCCCGAAAAAGUUGGGACAGUAUGAUAAAUGCUAAUAAGAACAAAAAGGAGUGAUUUGUAAAUUAUAUUCACCCUUUGCUAUAUUUAAAGCACUACAACUACACAUUGUAUGAUGUCUUUCCUUGUGAAUUUCAUUGUUUUUUGAAAAUGUCCAGUAAUUUCAAAUCAGAUGAUUGCAGCAUGCUCCAAAAAAGUUAGGACAGUCGAGUGUUUACCACUGUGAAACAUCACCAUUUCUUCUAAUAACACUUAUUAAGCAUUUGGGAACUGAAGACACAAGUUUGUUAAGUUUAAAAAGUGGAAUUUUCCCCCAAUCAUCCAUUAUGUAGGUCUUUAGCUGCACAGUUGUAUGAGGUCUUCAUUGCCGUAUGGUGUGCCUCAUAAUGCGCCACACAUUCUCAAUUGGAGACAUAUAAUGUGUAGUUGCAGUGCUUUCAAUAAACAAAGGGUGAAUAUAAUUUACAAAACACUCCUUUUUGUUUUUAUCAGCAUUUUUCAUACUGUCCCAACUUUUUUGGAAUGGGGCUUGUACACUGUAUGGUUAGGUUUAGGGAUGGGGUUUGGGUUAGAGUUUAAAGUUAUGAAAAUACACUUUUGGAUUAACACUGAACAAACACCACAUCAGGAACUAUAAUGACACAUUGGGAAGCAUCCCUCAUUGGUGGGAGUAUAACUUGAACUAUUUAGUUCGAAUAAACUCGCCUUGUACUAUUGUGAUGAAUUCUUGUGAGAUCAGUUUGGUUGUAAAAAGUAGUAAAAAUGAAUGAAUGAAUAAAAUUUAAUGGUUAAAAAUCUGUGUAAAAACCUUCUGAAUCUGUUCUGUUUAAAUCUGAAAUUAUCUCAUAAUUUGGUAAUCUAAUAAGAACUGCAUUUAUUUCUUUAUACAUCUUCCUAAAGAGUGUUUAAACCAUUGCUAACGGAACCGUUAACUGUAUUUGGAAUUGGAACUGGAAUCAUUAAAUUCCUCAUGAUUACAGUCACUUUUGGCGACAAAAAGCUUGACGCUGUGGCUUCUUUUGGAAUUUUUUUCCAGUGGUGGAAAAAAAAAUACACAAACUAGCUGGCCAACUUUUGUGUAAGUUACUCUGUAUGAGUUUCUUGUUUACAGAACUGUUUUCUCAUAGUUGUACUGUUGCACUGAAUAUCAGUCAUGUGAUUAUUGGAACACAAAGGUUUUAUAUGCACAGCCCUUGCAUAUUUCUUUAUUGAGGAUUGUAAUACUCUCAGGUCUGUUCUACACAUUUGUUUAAAUCCAUUUAGUAGAAUUAGCAGAUUUUUAGUACAGAAAAUGCAAAACAUCUCCAGAGAUUGUGUGUCUGGGCUCAUGAGCUCUUGUUCUCUCAAACUCAUCUCACAAGUCACGACAUUGUUCAGUUUCUUAUUUUCACUUCUGCAGAACUGAGUCCCUCAGAGGAAGUUACAAUACUCCGAAAAUACACUGGCGGCCAAAAGUUUGGAAUAAUGUACAGACUUUGCUCUUAUGAAAAUAAAUUGUUACUUUUAUUCACCAAAGUGGCAUUCAACUGAUCACAAUGUAUAGUCAGGACAUAAAUAACUUAAAAAAUUACUAUUACAAUUUGAAAAAUAUUUUCAGAACUUCUUAAACUACUUCAAAGAGUUCUCAUCAAAAAAUCCUCCAUGUGCAGUAAUGACAGCUUUGCAGAUCCUUGGCAUUCCAGCUGUCAGUUUGUCCAGAUACUCCGGUGACAUUUCACCCCACACUUCCUGUAGCACUUGCCAUAGAUGUGUCUGUCUUGUCGGGCACUUCUCACAAACCUUACAGUCUAGCUGAUCCCACAAAAUCUCAAUGGGGUUAAGAUCCAGAACACUCUUUUCCAAUUAUCUGUUGUCCAAUGUCUGUGUUUCUUUGUCCACUCUAACCUUUUCUUUUUGUUUUUCUGUUUCAAAAGUGGCUUUUUCUUUGCAAUUCUUCCCAUAAGGCCCCUGAGUCUUCUCUUUACUGUUGUACAUGAAACUGGUGUUGAGCGGGUAGAAUUCAAUGAAGCUGUCAGCUGAGGACAUGUGAGGCGUCUAUUUCUCAAACUAGAGACUCUGAUGUACUUAUGCUCUUGUUUAGUUGUACAUCUGGUCUUCCACAUCUCUUUCUGUUUUUGUUAGAGCCAGUUGUCCUUUGUCUUUGAAGACUGUAGUGUACACCUUUGUAUGAAAUCUUUUUGGCAAUUUCAAGCAUUGUAUAGCCUUCAUUCCUCAAAACAAUGAUUGACUGACGAGUUUCUAGAGAAAGCGGUUUCUUUUUUGUCAUUUUUGUUCUAAUAUUGACCUUGAGACAUGCCAGUCUAUUGCAUACUGUGGCAACUCAAAAACAAACACAAAGACAAUGUUAAGCUUCAUUUAAUGAUCCAAAUAGCUUUCAGCUGUGUUUGAUAUAAUGGCAAGUGAUUUUCUAGUACCAAAUGAUCAAUUUAGCAUGAUUACUCAAGGAUAAGGUGUUGGAGUGAUGGCUGCUCUCUAGAUUUGAUCAAAAAUGACUUUUUCAAAUAGUGAUGAUGCCGUUUUUUACAUUAGCAAUGUCCUGACUAUACUUUGUGAUCAGCUGAAUGCCACUUUGGUGAAUUAAAGUAACAAUUUCCUUCCGAAACAGCAAAAUCUGUAUAUUAUUCCAAACUUUUGGCUGCAAGUGUAAGUGAAUGUGUAAAAUGUCUGUAUAAUCCACUGACUUUUGUUUACAGUAUUUUGUUUUCAUCUAGUUUUAUAAAUGUGAGUUCUUACAGUCAAAAUUGAAUUUCCCAUAGUGUGACUUGAAUGGAGCCUCUGAUUUUGUCAGUUGUGGUCUGUCCACCUGUACCAAUGUAAAUUCUCUCUGAUGUAUGGUGUUAAUACAGGGGACAGUCACAGACCUUUAAAAGACACUUUUAGGAGAACACAGUUACGAAGUUCUUCCACUUCAAAUAUUUUUACCCAAUAUUUUUAAAUAUUUUACUCACCCAAGACCGUUUGCUCAAUUUGCAUGAAAUGUAUUGUGUCAUCAAGAGACUGUCAACAAGUUAUUUAAAGUAUUUUAAUUCAUAAAGUUGUUUGGGAAAAAUCAGCCAAUAUAUUUACAGGCGUGCCCCAUAAUGACUAAUUGGCCUGUAUCUUUUGACUGUAAUGUCCAGACUUCACAAAACUUGGUACAGAUGGACAGCAGUACACUCUGAAGAAACACGCCAAAUUUCAUCCAUUUCUGAUACUAUGGUGUGCUAGAAAUAAACAAAAGCUCUGAACUUUCAAACUCCAGUACAAGCAAUACAACUAGAUAUGGCAAACUGCUUGGACCCUGACAGUAGCUGCUUUUGUGUUUGUGUUUCAACGUUUAUUUAACAUGUUCAUGUACCUCUGGAAUAUUUCUACUGUGUUCUGUUGCAGUGGACAGAUGUUUAACUUCUUCAAAAUUCAUCAUUUAAAAAAAGAAAGUCUUUUUCUGAAAAUGUUUCCCUUAGUGGUUUAUUAAUUCAUGCGGUUAAGGUUUCAUUUGUGCAACAGCGUGAAUACCAUGAAUAACUUAACAACUUUGAUCAUGAUUUACAAACAAACUGUACCAACACACAUAGUUAUUUUAAGAUGAUAUUUCUGGUUUUCUUUGCCUGCAUGAAAUGUUUAUGUGUAAUGUGUUUGGUAUUAUAUUUUUGUGAAACCAGUCAAGGGUCUGAAUUGUAGUAUUCAGUAUUCAAGGGAUCUGUUGCCUUUGUAUUUGUCAAAGAAAUAACCAUUAAAAUGGUUGAAUAUG